Messenger RNA from Brassica rapa (field mustard), 940 nucleotides. RefSeq names its product DNA-directed RNA polymerase II subunit RPB7. Gene Ontology annotation, molecular function: single-stranded RNA binding; single-stranded DNA binding; translation initiation factor binding. Gene Ontology annotation, cellular component: RNA polymerase II, core complex; P-body. Gene Ontology annotation, biological process: transcription initiation at RNA polymerase II promoter; positive regulation of nuclear-transcribed mRNA poly(A) tail shortening; DNA-templated transcription. Lineage: Eukaryota; Viridiplantae; Streptophyta; Magnoliopsida; Brassicales; Brassicaceae. The record is from RefSeq and is a predicted model, not a curated record.
GAGUGCAAGUGCAUCAACCUGCUGGUUCCCCUUUUCUAUUUAAGUUUAUUAUGCAAAAUAUGGAAAUGGAGAAGAAAAAAAGAAUCUUUUGUUUUCAAUCUUGACCGUUCAUUCCAUUAAGAAUCCGACGGUAGAGGGAAAUAAACCUUCUGGUAGGUCAGUGCGUUGGGUCUAUAAAUACAUGAACGUAGACUCAGAGAGACCGAACUGAGAGGAGAGCGAAAAAAGCGACUAGGGAUGUUCUUCCACAUGGUUUUGGAGCGGAACAUGCAAUUACAUCCACGAUUCUUUGGUCGAAGCCUCCGUGAAAACCUCGUCUCUAAGCUCAUGAAAGACGUCGAGGGCACUAUCAGCGGCCGACAUGGGUUUGUACUAGCGGUAACUGGAAUAGAAAGCAUAGGAAAAGGAUUGAUCCGAGACGGGACUCCUUUCGUCACCUUCCCUGUUAAGUACCGAUGCGUUGUUUUCAGACCUUUCGAAGGCGAGGUUCUGGAAGCUGUUGUCACUACGGUCAUGCAGCACGGAUUCUUCGCCGAAGCUGGCCCUCUUCAGCUUUUUGUGUCCAAUCAUGAGAUGCAAGAUGGUAUGGAGUAUCAGGCUGGUGACAUUCCUAAUUACACAUCAUCAGAUGCAUCAGUUAGGAUCCAGAAAGACUGUGAAGUGUUACUAAAGAUCACUACCGUCAGUGUCGUCGCCACUGAGAUCUUCUGUUUGGGUAGCAUCAAAGGAAAAUAUUUGGGGCUCCUUAACGAUCGUGCAUAAGAAGAGUCUCAGUUACAGUUCGAUGUUACUUUUAUACAGAGGAUGAUGAUAAAUGUUGUAUUGUAGUCCCCUAUAAAGCGUUAAUUAUCAGUACGGAGGAUCUAUUUGUUGGUUGAUUCAGAGUAAUGGACAAGGCCAAACAAUAAUAUUUAAAUGAUUGAAAACGUUUUUAUCGUAA